Messenger RNA from Orussus abietinus, 5150 nucleotides. RefSeq lists its product as uncharacterized. Lineage: Eukaryota; Metazoa; Arthropoda; Insecta; Hymenoptera; Orussidae. The record is from RefSeq and is a predicted model, not a curated record. The coding region runs from base 1715 to 2404 and encodes 229 amino acids. The transcript has 7 exons.
UGUUCGAGAGGCCAGCGCGCUCGGUGGUUCGAAAUCGGGAAGUCGGUCCUCGCGAAGCGGCGUUUCCACCGAGGGCGCCUCUUCCGGUGGAUACGGUCGCGAUUGGUCGGAGUCGGGACCGAGAUCUAAGAGCGGUGCGCGCGGCCGCCAUCUUGGACCCGCGCAGAGGGACGCACCCCCGGCGGGAUCCGACGGUAAGAGUGGAAUCUUAAGAGCUGGAAAAAGUGACGCGGGUUGAGGGGAUACUAAAAUCCAUCGGUCAGUGAUUGUGAGAGUUAUUUAGUGAAACCGAGUGUGGGAAAAGACAGGAAGAGCGAGUCGUUUCAAGCGGGGGUUCGAGGGAGAAUCUUCACCCCGGCCGGGUCCAACGGAAAGCGGGGUGACUUUGCUCGCCGAUAGUGGAAACUACCCGUGGCGGGUAAAUCGAGAAAACCGGAGUUUCGGACUGUCGGGGAGGGUGACUAAUGUGUUUAUUCGGUUAAAAUCGAGACUCGACGGGGAUACGAGGGGAUCCCCUCCGCCGGGUCCAGCGGAAAGUGCCAUUCACCGUCUCGCCAGUAAGGAAGGAGAAACAUUCGCCCGGUCGUAAACAUGGACGUCGGUUAUUCAAUUUAAACCACGUUUAAACUCGUUCGCGCCUUUUCGCUCCGACGGAAAUCGGAACCGUUUCCCCUGGAGCCGGCGCCUCUAAUUGGCUGCGCUAAUCGAGGAUGCGCGCGCAGCUGCCCCGCGCGGCCCUUUUAUGAAGCUCGCCUCGGGGUGGUAUUCUCUCGAGUUAUUUUUCGAGAGGAGCCUCCUCAAAGGCGCCGCCGAUAAUUGGAAGAAAGUCGUACCGGUCGACGGGGCGAGAGGCGGGAUCGCCGAUUUAGAAAGCAUCGCCGUGGGAAGCGCGCGACGCAGCCUGCGCGGCUCCUCGUGAAAUCGGCCCGACCUGGAAUGCGCAUGCGCGGGGACGCUUCCCUCUCUCUAUCUCUCUUGGCGUAACCGAGAGACGAUUUUUCGAAAUAUCGGGAUAAUUGGCGCAGGAAUUGAGACGAUUUUUAGAGAUCGGGGCGAUUUUUAGAAAUAUCAAGACGAUUGGUAGAGGAAUUUAAACGAUUUUUAGAGAUCGAGGCGAUUUUUAGAAAUAUCAAGACGAUUGAUGGAGGAAUUUAAACGAUUUUUAGAUAUCGAGGCGAUUUUUAGAGGGAUCGAGAGGAUUUAACGCCAGGAUUAAUUUAUGAUGGGCCUCAUCGAAGGAUUUAAAAAUCCAGUUUUAUAAUUUGGCGAUCGAGGGAAACGGCUCGUAACCUCACCGGGCGGAGACGGUCAGUCGGGUUGCAUACGUUGUGGGGCUCGGAUCAAAGGUCGCCUUAACCUCCCCUGAUAGAAACGGUCAGUUGGUUCGCGGACGUCGUCGAGAGCGGAUCAGAGGGCGCCAUAACCUCCCCCGAUAGAAACGGUCAGUCGGGUUGCGGACGUCGUGGGAAGUGGAUCAGAGGUCGUCCUAACCUCCAAAGAAGUUCCUGCCGAUGAGAGGCGCCUACCAGGGUGCACCGCGAGGGUCACCUUCUAGACCGUUCGGCGCAGUUCGAGGUCGGCACGCGGCCAGGUCGGUCCACUCGGGAGAAUCCCGAAGGAUGGGGUGAGGUUAUCUCCGCGUCGAGGGCGGAUGUCGCGUGGCUGAGGGCGGCGCCGCCGUCGCGGCCGGAACCAGUCGCACGCCGGCCCCAAGAUGCUCAACUGCACCGACCUCGAGUGCAUCCUGCACCACCACCACUACUACGCUCAUCUGCACCAGCUCCAGCCGCACCUGAGGCAGGACCGAGAGAGAGAUGCACUUUCCACAGCUGCGGAGGAUGUCGGCGAUGGGAUCCAGGGCCACGAAAACGACACCGAUUCCUUGCAAUCAUUGUCACACCUCGAUCCACCUGUUGAUAGCGUGUAUAUGAUAUGCGGCGUUUUGAUCGCUAUGGUGUUGGUCGGCGUUAUCAUCGUCUUGCUGGCCGUUACCAUCAGCAAGCUGCGGAAGAGGGAGGACCACGGGAACUCCGUCCACCCCGAGGGCAGCGUCGUACAGACCGCCACCCAGGUCUCCACCAUCAUGGCCGCCUCCGAGGGCUGCUGCACCAACGACCUGGUCGCCAGCGAGACCGACGCUCCCGCUUAUGCCGCCGAUCAGUUCGUCUGGCAGUUUCCCCCGCCCUACCCCCCGCCGCACACACCCCCGCCCCAGUACUCGCUGUACAACGACCAGGAUACUCUCGUACACGCUCUACCCUCGGACAGGCCGGGAUUCGCGAAAGGGUUCCGGAAGAACCUCGGGGGGCGCUGGCGUCGCUUGGUGAAGAGGAAACCCGAGUCGGAGACCUGCGCCAUUCCGCCGGAGCUGAAGGACCAGCUUAAGACCAUCUACGUCUAUUGACAGAGCCAUGGCCCUGCCAAGCUUCGUCCAAUAACCCUUCCACUUGGAGAACACACCGACGACGCUUUCCCGAAUCGCAAGAUGGCGGACGAAGAGGAGGAAGAGGCGAGGCCGAGCGAAGAGGCUGGAACGGCGACGAAGAAGGGAGAACAAUGGAGGAAGAUCGAUGAAAAUGCGCCCUUAGAUGUCUAGAUUGUACAUAUAGAUGUUAAGGGGACGAGGGAAAGCGGAUAAGGGCGAGGUUUUGUCGUUUAUUCCUUCGCAGACGCUUCGAGGGGAGAUCCAAGAUGGCGUCUUUUACACGACGACCCGUCCGCGGGUUUUGCCCUUUUUUUCAUGCUUUUCAUCGCUUUGCGGUUUGACGAAGCGUCUGGGAGGGGAAGUUGUCAUCUUGGAAUUGUCGUCCGGUUCUUUUUGGAGACGUUGGGGGUUAUGACGUGCCGCGAAAUGUGCGUAAUUGACUAGACGGGGACCUCUUGGGUACAUAUCGAAUAGUGCCUAAAUACGUCCAAGGUCGGCGGGGAACGACUACGACGACAUCUUUGGUGUCGGGUGUGCCUUUGGCAGCGAAUCUCUCUCUGGCGAUUCUCUGGCCGAUUCCUAAAAUUAGCGCGACGUCCCUCCCUGACGACCUUUGAUGAUGAGAGCCGGCCGCGGGGGGAGGAGGGAUUGAUUAGGGAUAUUGAUAGUCUGAUAGGGACGCGGAGAGGUUUCGUAUGUAACAUUCGAUUUGAUAGGAGAAUGGAGAGUUUGAUAUGAUAAUAGUUUAAUUGGGGAAAUUGAGAGUACGAUGUAAAAAAAAAAAAUUAAGAUAGAGGUUUGAUAUGUAACAUUCGGUUUGAUAGGAGAAUGAUUGUUUGAUAUGGUAAUAGAUGGGUUUAAUUGGAGAGAUUGAGAGUACGAUGUAAAGAAAAAAAUUAAGAUAGAGGUUUGAUAGGAGAAUGAUAGUUUGAUAUGAUAAUAGUUUAAUUGGAGAAAUUGAGAGUUCGAUGUGAAAAAGAGUAAAGAUAGAGAGGUUUGAUAAGAGAAGGGUUUCGAUAGGAUAGGAAUAGGAGGGAAUCAGGAGAAAGGGGGAGCAUGAAAAAGAAAUAAGAAAAAGAUGGAGAGUCGGCGAGAAAGUGCCUUCCAGACGCGACUCUCCGCCCUCGCCCAAGCCGGCAGGAAGGAACCAUUAAUGAGACUGAGAAAAAAAAAAUACCCGUAAAAAGAGUACUACAAAGCGAGUUACCUCUCGUGUAGCUUUUUGUGUACGUUUUUACACGCGUAGAAAUUCGCCGAAUCAAUCUAGUAUUAUGUGUAACCGAGGUAGCGAGAGUGGAAGAAUGAGAGGAAGAGAGUCGCUAUUGUUCGAGAUGGCAAACCUGAGAGAGAUAUUAAUUUUAUUUUUAAACCCAUAUUUUUUAUCGAUGAAAUUUCCAUUUUCGAUUCUACCACAUUUAUUGUUACAAUUCCCCUCGUUGUGAUAUCUGAAAUUUUUAUUCCCACGAAUUGUACAAUUUCUCCCUAUUGUCUCUCAUUUAUACCGAUGGAAUUAUCCUUAUCAAUUAAUUCCUAAAGUGAAGAAAAAAAAAUAGAGCAAUCGAUUCGUCUCUAGGUUUGCUUCUAAAACUUCAGCGAUGGAGCGAAAGCGACGGCGCGAAAGUGAGGGGGAGAGAAAGAGAGAGAGCGACUGCCGACGCGUAAUUCGGCGGUGCACCGUUUCUGUAAAUAGAUGUAUAAAGCAAUAAUUGCGCACGUGGAACCUUUACUUGAUAGUGAACGAACGGAAAGCGCUAAUCGAGGUUAAUGCGAUUAAUUGAUAAUCGAGAAUGCCGUCUCGCGACGUAGAAUUAGCGCUUGGCCGGAUUUUAAGACUAUUAACGUCACGACGGCUCAUAUUGAGUCCCUACUACACGCUAACAAUGGUAUUUUAAUUGAUUUGUUGUAUUACGCGAGUACCGCUGGACGCAGCGAGGCUGGUCGUGGCUUGGCGAGGCCGAUUAAGGGGGUGCGAAAGCGGCGGCGAUUUUUUAACGGAGGUUACUUCACUUGUAUCGAUCGCCCCCUCGACCGAGCUUUGUGGUUAUUCCUCCCGUCGAAGAGUUUAGACAUUUUUGUGGAAGUUCGUUCUGUGGAAAAGGAUUUCGAGGUGUAAUUCUAUGGUUUUUAAAUCUUGACACACACCGUGGUUUUUAAAUUUUAAUUAAUAGUGUCACGGUCGCGACCGCCGCCAUCUUGGUAAGCCAGCGCCGCAAGAUCGUGGUUGUUAAAUUCGAUAAAGAUCCUGGAGAGGGAUUUUAAAUAAUAUGUAAAGUAACUCCGUGGUUUUGAAAUGUUAAGAGGCGACAUAUGAGUGGAAAUACUCUGACCCACGCCAUGGUUUUUAAAUCUUAGAGAGUAGGGGCACGGUCGCGGCCGCCGCCAUCUUGGUAAGCCAGCGCUGCAAGCUCGUGGUUAUCAGAUUCGAUAAAGAUCCUGGAGAGGGAUUUUAAAUAAUAUGUAAAGUAACUCCGUGGUUUUGAAAUGUUAAGAGGCGACAUAUGAGUGGAAAUACUCUGACCCACGCCAUGGUUUUUAAAUCUUAGAGAGUAGGGGCACGGUCGCGGCCGCCGCCAUCUUGGUAAGCCAAUUCGGCAUCGAGUACUUCUUUUUAAUUUCUUGUCGGCUUCCACGGAGAUCUCUGAAUUGUUUGCCCCUGUACUCCCGUCCUUUGUGUUGACCUAGAAUGGAUAUACGCGCGCGUCUGCGUUUAAUUUAAGGCGGAAAA